Dama dama (fallow deer) is the source of this 3917-nucleotide messenger RNA. It is a transcript of the gene RBBP5, whose product is annotated as RB binding protein 5, histone lysine methyltransferase complex subunit. The transcript has 16 exons. Gene Ontology annotation, molecular function: protein binding. The coding region runs from base 233 to 1849 and encodes 538 amino acids. Lineage: Eukaryota; Metazoa; Chordata; Mammalia; Artiodactyla; Cervidae. The record is from RefSeq and is a predicted model, not a curated record. Gene Ontology annotation, cellular component: Set1C/COMPASS complex.
CGCCCCCGACUCGGACGCGGGCUUCGCGGGCGGGCGCGGGCGCGGGUGUCGUCGCUGAGCCGAGGCCGGGCGGCCGGAGUCCUCAGGCAUGAACCUCGAGUUGCUGGAACUUCUUGAACCACCGCUGGCCUUGUAUGUCCACCAGUAGUUCCUGGGCCAAAUGGACUGUUGAUGUUAGUCCUUUGGGCAGAAUUAUCCAGAGGAAGCUGAUGGAACUUUGGAUUGUAUCAGCAUGGCCCUGACUUGCACCUUUAACAGGUGGGGCACGCUGCUUGCAGUUGGCUGUAAUGAUGGCCGAAUCGUCAUCUGGGAUUUCCUGACAAGAGGCAUUGCUAAAAUAAUUAGUGCACACAUUCAUCCAGUCUGUUCUUUAUGCUGGAGUCGAGAUGGUCAUAAGCUCGUGAGCGCCUCCACUGACAACAUAGUGUCCCAGUGGGAUGUCCUUUCAGGCGACUGCGACCAGAGGUUUCGAUUUCCUUCACCCAUCUUAAAAGUCCAGUAUCAUCCGCGAGAUCAGAACAAGGUUCUCGUGUGUCCCAUGAAAUCUGCUCCUGUCAUGUUGACCCUUUCAGAUUCCAAACAUGUCGUUCUGCCUGUAGACGAUGACUCCGAUUUGAACGUGGUUGCAUCUUUUGAUAGGCGAGGAGAAUAUAUCUAUACAGGAAAUGCAAAAGGCAAGAUUUUGGUCCUAAAAACCGAUUCUCAGGAUCUUGUUGCUUCCUUCAGAGUAACAACUGGAACAAGCAAUACAACAGCCAUUAAGUCAAUAGAGUUUGCCCGGAAGGGGAGUUGCUUUUUAAUUAACACAGCAGAUCGAAUCAUCAGAGUUUAUGAUGGUAGAGAAAUCUUAACCUGUGGAAGAGAUGGAGAGCCUGAACCCAUGCAGAAACUGCAGGACUUGGUGAAUAGGACCCCGUGGAAGAAGUGUUGUUUCUCUGGGGAUGGGGAGUACAUAGUGGCAGGGUCCGCCCGGCAGCACGCCCUGUACAUCUGGGAGAAGAGCAUCGGCAACCUGGUGAAGAUCCUCCACGGGACCAGAGGAGAGCUCCUCCUGGACGUAGCUUGGCAUCCUGUUCGACCCAUCAUAGCGUCCAUUUCUAGUGGAGUCGUAUCUAUCUGGGCACAAAAUCAAGUAGAAAACUGGAGUGCAUUUGCGCCAGACUUCAAAGAAUUGGAUGAAAAUGUAGAAUAUGAAGAAAGGGAAUCAGAGUUUGAUAUUGAAGAUGAAGAUAAGAGUGAGCCUGAACAGACAGGGGCUGACGCUGCGGAGGACGAGGAGGUGGAUGUCACCAGCGUGGACCCCAUCGCAGCCUUCUGCAGCAGUGAUGAAGAACUGGAAGAUUCAAAGGCUCUAUUAUAUUUACCCAUUGCCCCUGAGGUAGAAGACCCAGAAGAAAAUCCUUAUGGCCCCCCACCGGAUGCAGUCCAAACCUCCUUGAUGGACGAAGGGGCUAGUUCAGAGAAGAAGAGGCAGUCUUCAGCAGAUGGGUCCCAGCCACCUAAGAAGAAACCCAAAACAACCAAUAUUGAACUGCAAGGAGUACCAAAUGAUGAAGUCCAUCCACUACUGGGUGUGAAGGGGGAUGGCAAAUCCAAGAAGAAGCAAGCAGGCCGGCCUAAAGGAUCAAAAGGUAAAGAGAAAGAUUCUCCAUUUAAACCGAAACUCUACAAAGGGGACAGAGGUUUACCUCUGGAAGGAUCAGCGAAGGGUAAAGUGCAGGCGGAGCUCAGCCAGCCCUUGACAGGGGACACUUGGAAGACUAAUAGAGCGCCAGUAGAAGUAACUAGCCAUCUGGAAUCUGGGGCUCGAAAAUUCUUCGCUGUCAAACAGCUCGUCAGUGUUGGAUAGGACCAGUGGACCCACAUCCAUGACAACACACCUUCUGUGCAGGAGGAGCAAUCUCAGAACUGUUAUGAAGACCCUUGAAGUUCUUCAUUCUUCCCUACUUUGCCAUCAUGUGGCCUCUGGACACUGUGGUCAGUCAUCUGAGAUUGACUUUAAUUUAAAACAAAGGCCUGUGUCUUCCACCCAGGAGGUGGAAGGAGUGAAUUUUAUGUUUGAAUGAAGAAGUGAAUUAUGGAAGAAGAGUAUAUGUCCCUUCCCUUUCAAGCCUAAGUCCAAAUAGACUCUCAGGAAUGAGGAUUUGUGAAGACAUCACGCAGGAGUUUGGCUCCUGAAAUCUGAGUGCUCGUUCUGUUGCUGGAGGAGGUUGCCGGUCUGCUCGUCUGUCUGCCCUGUGCCUGGCAUCGUUGCGGCUUCUCACGUCCUCUCUCCUGCUUGCCUUCGCUCCUCAGUGCAUGUCCUUGAGUGACUUAUUUUUACCUGAAAUUUUGCUGCCUGUAUCCUAGAAAAAACUUCUGUUUGCACAUUCUUUCUUCCAUUUUUAAAGUUAGCUACUCACCAGAUACCUCCUAUAUUUCCAUAUUCUGUUACAAAGGAUGGGCAGAAAAGAAGGUGCUUGAAAGAUUUCAGAUUUUCUGAGAGAGAGAUAAGAAAGGACCCCUCUUUUUAACAUCCUGUAACAUUUUGCUCAAGAAGCUGGGCUGUGAGAGGGUCAGGGUUUUUCUUGGUUUUCUUUUCAUUGCAUGUUUCUCUGCAGUUCAUUCAAUCAUGGUUUAUGAAGAUAGCUAGUUUCAUUUGUCUCCAGCAAAGAAUCAUUAGUAGUUUAUAUUGCUUUACCUAUACUGGCUUCCAGAGACAAAAACAAACCGGGGUGUCUCUCAACAAGCUUAUUUUAUACUGGGGUGGGGGAAUCUAUGCAAGGACUAAAAUAAAACCAUCCAUAAUCAAAGCAGCAACAACACAAAUAAAAAAUCAAGGAACAUUUUUUUAUCAGUGCUUGUGGACAUCUGUCCUUCCCACCAGUCAUCAUGUUUGCCCUCCUUAUGUCCACACUCCUUUUCCUUCCUACAUGUUUCCAGUCACUUCCUUUCUGUGAAAGGUUGCUUAGCUUUUAAAAAUUUUUUAAUUUUUGCUUCUGCUGUUCUUUGUAUAAAAAGUAGCAAAUUGGAUGGAUGUGUCCACCAGGUGUUUGAAAUUCUCUGAAAACCCAGAGUGAAGAAACCAGGUGUGGAGAAGGUUGUCCAGCUCUUCUGAGUAGAGCUUUGAGCUGACUGGAAGUGCUCAAUCUGGAUCAUCAUUUUCACGGUAUUUUCAAAGGAGAGUUAAACACUGCUUAUUGGGAAAUCUCUGUUGGUUGGUGGUUGCUUCAAUAGGUAGCCAGACAAGUUGAUUGCUUUUUGGAUUUUAGCGUAGCAAUCAGAGUAGAACACAUCAGCAAGAGCCUCUUCCACUCCGUCUCUAGAACCAAAGUGUUCAGUGGCUGAAGAGCUCUCCCUGAACCAGUGGCCAAAUGUCUAUGUUUUUAGAUGCCACUGCCUUUUCCUCAGAUGCUCCUUUUGUGAAUUUCAUUUCCUAUUUCAUAUCAGACCAGUGGUUGAGAUUGGUAGGUGGGUCACUAGGCAUGUUUUUGUUUUGCAGACAUUAUUUCCAUUUCGUUGCUCACUGCACUGUACACGGCAGCAGUAUGCAAACUGUGAUACAGGUGGCCUCUGCCUUACUUCUGCAAAGUAGCUGGGUGUCCUCUGCCUGAGCAUUUGGAUGUUCGGGCUCUGUCCACCUCCUAAACUGGCUCCUGAGAAAAAUCAACGUCAGCCCUGCCAGAGCGUCUGGUAGCAGCUCCUAGCAAUUAUUUAUGCUUCUGGAAUUGUUUUCGGCUCCUGAAACCUUGUGUCCAUUUCAGUUUGAUUCUCUAGAUUUGUACAAUAUAUGCAUAUUCUUUUUUCCCUUCUGUCACCUCCCAUCCCCUCAGCGUUUUGUAAUGUCCUGUAGUUUUGUAUGAGAGGAGACUUAGCCUCGGGUACUUCUUGCUGAAGCUUUAAUGCUUUGUAAAUAAAAUCGGAUGUUUAUUAAAGAA